Molecule: messenger RNA, 849 nt
Organism: Mya arenaria
Lineage: Eukaryota; Metazoa; Mollusca; Bivalvia; Myida; Myidae
Exons: 3
Coding region: 1-459 (152 amino acids)
Source: RefSeq, a predicted model, not a curated record
AUGGAGCAGCAAGGAGCGGUCCACAUAGACGACUGUCCGUUGGAGAGACUUAUCCCCAUCUGGCUGAUCGUGAGCGGGGUCGCCCCCAUCUUCUUUAGCGGCGCGGUGCGCAAACCGAAUGGAGAAGAGGGGAAGGAGGAGACGGAGACCGGAGGUUGCGCACAUGUGGCGCGAAGCAUCUGUGGGGCGAUUGCGCUGGUGUUUAAUCUUGCAUGGCUCAUUUGUGGGUCUGUAUGGAUCUACCCAACCUACGGCAAGGUAAACGAGGACGGAUUUACUCCCUGUGCUGGAAACGUUACGACGGGCUGCUCUGACGACUGCCAUAAGCCGACCUUGACCUUUGCUUUUGCUAUGGUGACCAUGGACUGGAUAUUCUUUGCAUUCUGGUUAAUUGCUAUUGGUUGCAGUGUGCGCCAAGUUUUGGCAAAGGCGAAAGAAUCGCAAAAUUUAAACGGCUGAUUUUGCUCGUGUUAGAAAUUUUUCAUUCAAGUUCUUUAUGUAUCUUUCAGAUUAUUACCGCAUUACCGACUUUUCCAUCGUUUAUACCUGUACGAGUUUUAUAAAAUCAGAUGAAAAUCUCUCUCGCUACUGAAGUGGAGAUAACUCUUGAAGAAAAUUGCAUACACUAAAUACCUCAUAAGACAAGUAUUUUUGUAAUUGUUUUUGUUGUAAAUGUGUUUAUUUUGUUAAGUGAUUGGGAUUUUAAUGGAUUGGAAUGAAGAAAAAUACUCAUGCUAUAUAUUUAUAUAUUGAUUUCAAGUAUAGAUUCCAAACGUAAAUUUAAUAUGUUUCCAUCUUGGGUUAAAGACUUGGAUAAAUACGUGUUGUUUAUAAACAACACGGUUUCUU